UUGUCGGCCAUGUUGGAAAUGUCAUUUUCGUGCUACAGUGGAGGGGAUCCUCUGGUAUUUAGAGAAUUAUGUCAGUAAUUUGUUAGAGGUUUUUGUUGUGUACUUUUUAAAGUUUUCUUCUUGUCAGUUAACACGUUGUUUCGCUACUUUAAUGGAAUUUAGUGGUGUGUUAUGAAGCUCCGGCUGCAGUAUGGCAGGGCAGCCUCUCAUGAGUCCAGUAGAGAACUGACUCCGAAGGAAUCAGCUGGAAUGUCGACUGAAUUGAGCUCUCAGGAUGGCACUGAUAUGUCACUCACUUUACAACCUGAGCUCAUGAUGAAUUCAGGAAUAUCCAACAAUGUGGAGAACAUGGAAGGCAGAGUCCCCAUAUGCAGCUCAUUAUCAGGAGAAGAAAGCAGUACUGGCUCUGCUUCCCGCCGGCUUAGACCUACAGGCCACAGCCACUCUCGCUCCCACAGCCGUAGCCACUCUCACACGCAUGCUGAGGCUGACCGAUCACACUCGGACCAUGACGCGGGGGAACCCACUUCUUCAAUCGCAGAAUUGCGCUACCUCUUUUGCUGGGUGCAGAAAAGUUUCCCUUUUAUCAUUAUCAUUUGUUCAAAACUGAUUUUACAGCAUGCUUUGGGGAUGGCUGUAGGACUUGGUCUCUUUAUAACAUUCCUGUAUGCAAAUAAAAAUAUCCAGGGACAAGUUUUUCUCCAGGAUCGUCGGUCGAAGCUUCAGUGUUUAUGGCUUCUGUCCUUCCUGAUGGCCUCCUCCCUACUUUUCUAUUACACAUUUAAGACAGAUUCACUUUAUUACUGCCUCAUCCUUAUGAACCCCCAUGUUGAGCCUAUGGAUUUCUGGGAUGUUUUAUGGAUUGUGGGAGUGACCAGUUUCAUUGUGAAAUUUCUCAUUAUGGGAUUAAAGUGCCUAGUUCUUCUUCUUCCUGCCUGUGUCAUGGUGUACAGGAGACGAGGUCAAUGGUAUAUGUUCAUAGAAGAACUUGGGCAGUUUUAUCAAGUAAUUGCCCCUGUGCCUCCCUGGUUCUACUACCUGCUUAGAUCCCAAAAGGUUGAAAGCUCUGUAGGAGUUACCCUUGAUAUUCUGUUAGCUUUGUUUUACAUAAUUCUGAAGCUUUUGGAACUUUUCACUCACGUGGGAUCCCUGCAGACCACAGUACAGAUGUUUCUCAGUUAUGAGGUGAACGGAGCACCUGCAACUCAGUCCCAGUGCAGUGGUGCUGGAGACCUUUGUCUUAUCUGUCAAUCCAAGUUUAAGCAACCUCGAGUUCUCUUGUGUCAACACAUCUUCUGUGAGGAUUGUAUGGUGGUUUGGUUCAAUCAAGAAAAGACCUGCCCUCUCUGCCGGACCACGAUUACUGAUAGGGUUCACAAAUGGAAAGGUGGUGCAACAUCAGCUUAUUUACAAAUCUACUGAGAUACUGAAUUUCAUGCCUUAAUGUCUGGAGAAAAUAUUUCCUUUACCAAAACAAUCGAGUAAGAGGAGACAAAUGUGAAAAAACUGAUGCACCAUGACAGAAUUAAUGCAAACAACAAACGUGCCUUAUAAACAGGUUUUCCCUCA
Silurus meridionalis is the source of this 1569-nucleotide messenger RNA. RefSeq names its product ring finger protein, transmembrane 1 (gene rnft1). The transcript is spliced from 9 exons. Gene Ontology annotation, biological process: positive regulation of ERAD pathway. The record is from RefSeq and is a predicted model, not a curated record. Gene Ontology annotation, molecular function: ubiquitin protein ligase activity. Gene Ontology annotation, cellular component: endoplasmic reticulum. Lineage: Eukaryota; Metazoa; Chordata; Actinopteri; Siluriformes; Siluridae. Bases 172 to 1422 code for a protein of 416 amino acids.